AGAGAGAGAGAGAGAGAGAGAGAGAUGAUGGAGGUGAAAGAAGCGUUGUUCAUGAACAGAGGAGAAGGAGGAAGUAGUUAUGCACAAAACUCUUCUUUCAUACAAAAAGUGGCCUCAAUGACAAUGCUAGUGCUAGAAAAUACAGUUGAAACUCUCUUCUCCAAAGAUUUCCACCUUCUUCAAGCUCUUAACGCAGCGGACUUGGGUUGUGCAGUGGGUCCAACCACGUUCACUGUGAUUUCUAUAAUCAAGAGAAUGAUGGAAAAGAAAUGCAGGGAAUUGAAUUGCCAAACACUGGAACUUCAGGUUUACUUGAAUGAUCUUCCUAGAAAUGAUUUCAAUACCCUCUUCAAAGGCCUGUCAUCUAAGGUUGUUGGUAACAAAUGUGAGAAAGUUUCUUGUUAUGUGAUGGGAGUACCGGGGUCUUUCCAUGGCCGGCUUUUUCCUCGUAACAGCUUGCAUUUAGUUCAUUCCUGUUACAGUGUUCAUUGGCUUACUCAGGCACCAAAAGGACUCACAAGCAAAGAAGGCUUGGCAUUAAACAAGGGGAAGAUUUACAUAUCAAAGACAAGCCCUCCUGCUAUAACAGAAGCUUACUUAUCUCAAUUUCAUGAAGAUUUCACAAUGUUUCUCAAUGCUAGAUCCCAAGAGGUGGUUCCAAAUGGUUGUAUGGUGUUGAUACUUCGUGGUAGGCUAUCUUCUAAUCCUUCAGACAUGGAGAGCUGCUUUACUUGGGAACUAUUAGCCAUAGCCAUUGCUGAAUUGGUUUCACAGGGAUUGAUAGAUGAAGAUAAAUUAGACACCUUCAAUGUACCUAGCUAUUUUCCAUCACCUGAGGAAGUGAAAGACAUAGUGAAGAGGGACGGAUCAUUCACAAUUGAUCAUAUAGAGGGGUUUGAUCUUGAUAGCCUAGAAAUGCAGGAGAAUGAUAAAUGGGUUAGAGGGAGAAAAUGCAGUUGA
Messenger RNA from Camellia sinensis, 960 nucleotides. NCBI's taxonomy places the organism in Eukaryota, Viridiplantae, Streptophyta, Magnoliopsida, Ericales, Theaceae. The record is from RefSeq and is a predicted model, not a curated record.